AUGAGCAAUGCACGAUUGGCAGCUUUCCAGGAUGUACAAAUAGCAUCAGCACCGGACUCAUCGGAUGGAUGGCCUAUCGUGAUUUUUAGUCACGGACUUGCAGGAUCACUGGAACUUUACUCGUAUGUAAAUCAAACCCUUGCGAGUUUUGGACAUGUCGUUGUCGUGCUAAACCAUUGCGACGGAUCAGCGUGUGUAUGCAGCCCAGAGCCUAAUCGCAUCGAGUACUACCAGCAGAUUACACCGGAGAUACGAGACAAUAUUAAUGGAGCAGGUGUACGAUUCCGCAAUGGACAAUUGCGGCAGCGGGUUAGCGAGGUGCGCUCAAUUCUCGAUGCUAUUAUGAAGCAUGAAACCACCGCAGAUAGCAUCUUCAAUCAAUGUAAUCGCAGUAACGUGAGCAUUGCUGGACAUUCAUUUGGGGCGGCUACAGCUCUCACAGUGGCACAUGAAGACGUGCGUUUUAAGAAGAUGGUGCUGCUAGACGCGUGGAUGGAGCCGCUUGACGAUGACGUGCGCGAUGGACUGGGCCCACGCGUUCCUUCUCUGCAUUUAAUGUCAGAGCACUUCCAUCACUGGAUUCCAAACGCUGAGAGUAUCAAUCGUCAUGCGCGAGGGUGCACGAAUACGCAGUCACGUCUCACGUGGUUGCGCGGCACAAGGCACAACAACUUUUCGGAUAUCCCUGUGUUUUCUCCGACCAUCAAUCGGCUCAUGAAGUCGGCUGGCAAGAUUGACCACUUCUACGCUCUCCAAGCCAUUGGCCAAAUGUCAGCAGCCUUCUUAACCGAUGACUUUGAUGCCCAAGCUUGCAACUUUCCUGAAUUAAUCACCAUUCCUACCGCAAAAUAG
Messenger RNA from Peronospora belbahrii, 852 nucleotides. The record is from the annotation of a GenBank genome assembly. Lineage: Eukaryota; Oomycota; Peronosporomycetes; Peronosporales; Peronosporaceae.